Molecule: messenger RNA, 369 nt
Organism: Saccharomyces cerevisiae S288C
Lineage: Eukaryota; Fungi; Ascomycota; Saccharomycetes; Saccharomycetales; Saccharomycetaceae
Gene: PKR1
Product: Pkr1p
Exons: 1
Coding region: 1-369 (122 amino acids)
Biological process (GO): vacuolar proton-transporting V-type ATPase complex assembly
Cellular component (GO): endoplasmic reticulum membrane
Source: RefSeq, marked reviewed
AUGGCCAAUUUUUUUGUUAGACUGUGGGAAAGUGUAUUUGAACCAGGGACCUCCCCCCAGCUGAUCAUCGCCACACACGUAUCUUUUGUUGCACUACUACUGACCCUCAUCUGGCUCAUCUAUGCCACAAACGGGAAUAUCCACUUCUAUGCUCUUUUCUGUAUAUCACUUUUACUAUGGAUUACCGUUAUCUGGUUUAUAAACGAAUUAUCACACGUCAAAUUGAAGGAUAAUGAUGAGCUGGAUAAAGAUGCCAAUAAAAAGGACGACAGUGCCAUCAAGGAAGACAGCGAAGACAAGCAAGAAAGCGGGAAAUCCACUAGUACUGCCAGACGGACUCAAGCACAAUCUAGGUCAAGAAAAGCAUAG